Messenger RNA from Nilaparvata lugens (brown planthopper), 7387 nucleotides. RefSeq lists its product as uncharacterized. NCBI's taxonomy places the organism in Eukaryota, Metazoa, Arthropoda, Insecta, Hemiptera, Delphacidae. The record is from RefSeq and is a predicted model, not a curated record. Gene Ontology annotation, biological process: proteolysis. Gene Ontology annotation, molecular function: protein binding; serine-type endopeptidase activity. Gene Ontology annotation, cellular component: membrane.
AUGCCAGAAGGCAGCAGAGUGAUGUUCAGCAUGUGCUCUACCAUGUUGUGAAGUAAACGUCGCCGGCAUCAGGACAAUGAUGGAUCCGCGCUCAGGAUACAGGCGAACAAUACCGCAGUUUAUCGGACAUUCUCCGCCACCUGGUCUAUACGCGAAGGACUCUUCGUCGUGGGUGCUAUGGCCAGGAGCGGGGCCGGAGACGAUGGGUGGAGGCGGAGGAGGAGGCGGCAUGGAGAGAGGCCCCCCCAGCCGGGGGCGGCUAUGGAGUGUGUUGCUAGGCCUAGCUGUUCUUGUCGUCGUACUUGCUGUACUGGCCAUUGCUGCUCUCGCCAUCUAUAUGGCAGCUAUGCGGCUAGAUACCGGAAAAUUUCUCAUAUUCGAUGGAAGCUUGAGAGUAACGUACGGUGAUUAUUUCACAUCUGCUCUCCUCAAUCAUUCAUCCAUAGCUUUUAAGGAUAAAGCUCAAAAGUAUAAAAUUAUGGUUGAGAAUCUGUAUAGCAGAAGUGAGUUGGGACCAGCUCUUCGGCAAUGCAUUAUUACAGGCUUUGCAAAUGGAAGUCUUGUUGUAUUUUUUCGUAUAAUACUUGAUCGCCGAAAGAUACCAAAGAAAGUAACGAACAUUGAAGAUGCUGCAAGGAUGAUUAUUCAAGCAGAAGCAACAUCUCUGAAACCGGUUGCGAUGAAGAAUAUAAGGGUUGACCCAAAACAAAUUUACAUAAGACGUAAUCUAGAUCAACCAGUUAGCUACAAGUCUGAAGAGAUCAGCUCGAUGAAGAAACCAUUGAAAAAUGAUGAUAAAAAUAACACAAUUCCAACAGAGGUGAGGAACGGCCUAGUACACAAAUCCACAGUUCGCAGUUCACUCUCCAAUAGAACGCAGGAUAAUAAAUCUACCAAAGACAGUGGUGCGCGUGGAUCCUUCAAGUUCACUACUUCCGGGAGAAAGGAAAUUGAUUCGAAAGAUCAAAAUUUGACAACAUCGGUGAUAAUUGAAGAUGUGCAAAUGCCGAAAACAAAAGUGCAGACCCACAAGAAUGAGAAAUAUCGACCUCCAUACGUCAAAACAACAACAAGUACCGAAUCGGUACGGAUUUUCAGUGUAGAAAAUACAACCCCGAAAUAUACAGAUAUUUUUAGAAGAUCAAGUACAAGAAGUCCAAUAAUUGUGCCUACUGUACCAAUUUAUAGGAGAAAAUCGGAAGUAUCUACAACUAUGGGUACAGAUCUUAUGACACUUGUGCCAUUCUUUCCGCAAAACUCGGAUGCUCCGUGGAAGCCUGUGCUGCCUGAAAACUUCACCCGCCACCCGCAGAGGAGGCCGCCGCAGGUCACCGAAGACUACCAGCCAACGCAAAUGGGCGUUGGUGUGGCCGAAGUCAUACUGGAGUCCGGUGACAUCGUUCCUGAAUUCUCUCGCCAAGUGAAUCAGAUAAUUUUUUCCGGCCCAAGCAGAGAAAUCCACCUCAAGGUGUUUACACCGGUUCAAGGGUCGGUGAGGAGCGAGGAGUCUAAUGAGGGAUCAAGGUCUAGUGAGAAAGUAUCAACUUUCCAGCUGUUUGUAGAGCAGGAUGACAGCUUGAUCGACGACCGUCACAUUCUGCACACUGCCAGUGGGGACAUCAUUCACAAGCCCGACCAUCACAGCUAUUCACCCCGGUCGGGAAGCUCUUCAGUCUACGCCCUGCCUGACUACGCAUCAGUCAAACAAUUUCACGACAUGGACAUGUUUUUAAAAUCUUAUGAUGAGGCCGUUUCAAAGCAAAUGAGAGCUGAAGAUAGUCUCUCCAAUAUGGGGAGAUCGAGUAAUGCUAAAUUUAAUAUGGGGCUUCUAAAUUUGACCAAUGAACACGAUAAUGUGUAUCACGAAUCGAAAACCAACCCAAAAACAUCUCCAGCGCCGAUGAUGGAGUAUAAAUCUUCUGAACUUCCCAUAGUUACCCUGAUCCCAGUUCGUUCCAAUUUGGGGAUUGGACGUCCUCUCAGGCCGCGACCCAAGGCAACAACCAUCAGCACAACCACAAUGAGUUCCACUCCAUCGAAAAAUACAACUGAUGCUCCUAUAACAUAUACAGUAACGACUACUCAGUCCAGUCCUCAACCAUCUUUGACAUCAUCAGCAUCCACCAAAUCUUUUCAAUCUAUCUUGUCAACAUUCUCAUUAUCAACACUGGAAUUUUCUCCACCUCAUCAGACAAAGUCGUCUUUAUCAGACUUACUGACAUCUCCUCUAUUAGCAGCUAACUUCUUUAAUGAUCAGCCUUCAUCAUCAACGCAGAGUUCAUUUCCAAUCGUCUCAUCUGAGCUUGAUAGCUCCCAGAAAACAACAACAGAAUCAAUACCAUCUACAGAUAGCGAUAUCAGUACGAUAACAGAAGAUUUAAUCUCAACACUUCCUCCUACUGAAACUAAUUAUUUGAUGGAUUCUGUUACAGAUUUAGAAACAACUAUCCCAACAGAUUCUCCAAUUCAUGUUUCAGAUGAUCUCACAACGAACACUCAAAGCUCAGCUGAUGAUACCACAAUCAAUAUACCUACCACACAAACUGAUGAAGCUCUAUCAACUUUAUCACCGUCAGCGGAUGAAAAAGAUGUAGAAUUGAUACAAAUGAGUCGACAAGCAAAGAUGAAGAAUGAAGAAAAUCAACAGAAUGAGAAUCAGUGGACGAAGAGAAUACAAAAUUAUCCAGUUCCUGCUAUUGUAAACAACUCAAUGCGUUUCAUGCUUAAUGAAACCCAAGAUAAUUCUGGAGCUCAUCCUAAGAACCGUUAUGAUAUUGAGCUUCUACUAGAGGAAAUUUUCAAUAAUGAUACUUCUCCAUUGAAUAUUCUCCUGACCUCUCUCACUUUGAACACAAUCAAUAGGACAAACGGUAAUGAUAACUAUCGACCACAUUCAUCAAACAAUGAUCAAAUUGUGGAUUAUCAAUCAGAUGAUGCUAACAUUAUCAAAAGUAUGAAGCCAAUCGAUGUCAACAGUUACAGCAUUCUACUAGGAAAUCACACUCUUCAAUUUCCUCAGCAUGUUUCCAGCAGUGAACAUAACAACAGUGAAAACAUUCUAAAUAAUGAUACUUUCAAGUUUUUGACCUCCUCCCAGUAUUUUUCUAAAGACAAGUUACAGGAGUCAGAUGGAAAAGAAGUAACGCCGAAGUCUAUUUCGUUGAGCUACGCCAAUAAUGCUGGACUACCAAUGCUAACCAAGGUCUUCAACAAGAUUCCAGCUAAAGAUGCAGCAAGUGAAAAAACUUUUACUGCACAAAGUGUUCAUAAUGAAUCAGAUUGUUCGAACACCACAAUCAGGUGUAAGAGUGGUGAGUGCAUCCCAGCGACAUCUCGCUGCAACCAUCUUGUGGAUUGUUCCGAUGGAUCGGACGAGAAGAAUUGUUCAUGUGUGGAAUUCCUUCAGGCUCAAUUCUUGACAAGGAAAAUUUGUGACGGUGUAAUAGACUGCUGGGACUUCUCUGACGAAAACAACUGUGAAUGGUGCACACCAGGGCAACACGUAUGCGCAGACUCGAGAGUUUGUAUCAAUCAAGAGCAGUUGUGUGACGGCAACAAGGACUGCCCACAAGGCGAUGAUGAGAAACAGUGUGUCAGCAUCGCACCAAGUCUGGCACAAGCCAAUGACAUGACUUAUUAUUCUCAAGGAUUUUUGAUGGUGCGCAAACAAGGAAAGUGGGGGAAAUUAUGCCUACAAAAUUUCAAAGAUCUAUUCCUCACGUCGAAAUCAAAUUGGAGUAUAUCAGAGAUUGGUCGAUCCAUAUGCAAAGCAAUGACUUACAGCGACUUUAUUAGAAUGGAUCGCCGAAUGGAUUAUACGAUGCUAGGAGGUCGUGAGCACAUGGAUUAUUUUGAGCUAUCAACAGUGGAGGAUGAUCAAGAUAAUUCAUUCAGACCGAAUCUAUCGUUUUCGAGAACAAACUGCUCUGAUAAAGAAGUGGUGCAAGUGACUUGCAAAGGACUCGAGUGUGGAAUGCGCCCUCAAGCCAGCACUAAAAUAACAAGUGGAGCAAGGGGCGUGCGACACUCGCGCAUCGUUGGCGGGGGCAACGCGGCUCACGGGGCGUGGCCGUGGCAGGCCGCUCUCUACAAGGAGGGCGAAUUCCAAUGCGGCGCCACUCUCAUCUCUGACCGUUGGCUGCUCUCCGCCGGGCAUUGCUUCUAUCGAGCAGUGGAGGAUUUCUGGGUAGCCCGUUUGGGCGCCCUGCGCAGAGGCACCAAUCUGCCGUCGCCCUACGAGCAGCUACGGCCCGUGUCACGCAUCAUCCUGCACCCGGGCUACGUGGACGCUGGCUUCGUCAACGACAUCUCACUGCUGCAGCUCGAGACCCCUGUCACGUUCACCAACUUCGUGCGGCCCAUCUGCCUGCCUCAGCCCAACACACCUGUCAGGGACGGAACCAUGUGCACUGUGGUCGGGUGGGGACAGCUUUUCGAAGUCGGCCGGAUAUUCCCCGAUACCCUGCAAGAGGUGCAGCUGCCUGUGAUCUCUACAAAUGAGUGUCGGAAACGGACUCUCUAUCUGCCCCUGUAUAGGGUGACCGAGAACAUGUUCUGUGCCGGAUACGACCGUGGAGGAAGAGAUGCUUGUCUCGGGGAUUCCGGUGGACCUUUGAUGUGUCAGGAGAGUGACGAUCGGUGGUCGCUGGUGGGGGUGACAAGCAACGGAUACGGCUGCGCGCGGGCGAAUAGACCCGGCGUCUACACCAAAGUGGCCAACUACCUGAGCUGGGUGCAGACGAGCAUCGCCGGUGCAGACGGCAAUGCGACCGGUGCAGACGGCAAUGGCGGCCCAUCUCAGCCGAAGCGGCCCGUCUGCCACGGCCACCGCUGCCCGCUCGGCGAGUGCCUUCCCGCCACCCGACUCUGCAACGGCUUCGUCGAGUGCAGUGACGGCAGUGAUGAGAAAGACUGCUGGUGAGGUGCCAAACGCGGUCAGCAUUUCAAAAUAUUGCCAACUAAAGAAAUUGUUCUUUGGAGUCAAGUGGUGAGAUGGAAGUAGUGAGAAAAACUGUUGGUGAGACUCAAAACAACAAUUUGAUCACGUUCAACAUCAAAAUAAUAUUGUAGUGUGAAGAUGGACGUGCCGGAGAAGUAUGUUGGUGAUUUUCAAAUAACAAUUUUAAGGCAGUCAAUAAUAAAUUCUUCGAACAGUGAUACAUCACAGAUUGAAUUGGAUAAUUGCCUUUAUUGAGUGCGGGGUUAGGACGCUAGGUCCUCUCUCCCACACGACCCUAGCUGAUUCUUGAGAGUGUAGAGAUGGAAGUGACAGAGUAUAUUAGUGAGAUUCAACAACAACCUGAACGCGUUUAGCAUAAACACAUCUUCCCACUGUUGAACAGUUACACAUUGGUCUGCUUUUUGGAGAGAAGAGAUGAAAGUGGUGAUAAAGACUCUUGGUAAGACUUAAAACAACAAUUUGAACGCAUGCAGGUACGAAAUACUAUUGCCAACAGAAAUAUAUAUUUAUAUUCAACAAUGCAUUAUGUUUUGUACCGUUGGAGAUGGAUUUGGUUCUCGUUAAAAUUUAGAUUGAGGUUUUAGGAAAUGAUUAACGGCUUCAUUAGAAGGCUAUGUUGAACAAAACUGAUGGAAACUUAGGUUCAAAUACCACAGGAAAUCGACUGUAAUAAGUAAUCCAAGUUCUCAAAGGGCAGUCCAUCAGGUGACUAAAAAUCAAAACCGGUCCCAUUUCAUGACCUUGCCAAAACAAAAGCGGUGAAAUUCUCAGGCUAUAAUAAACUACGGUACAUCAAUAUCAACAAUAACAAUUUCUAGCCAACUAGAUAAGGCUGUAAUAUCAAUCAUUUACCAGUUAACAUUUAAAUUUUCAUCAUCACAAGGGAUGAAAUAUCACAGAUAUUUCCAAGAAAGAAAACACAAGAAAACACCCUUAUUUUGUGUUUUUACCUGUGGCACUUGAAUAAUUUUAAUUUCCAACACAAACAGUUACUGAAUCUAGUGGAAAAUUGGUACUUGAAUGUUAUGUGUUACGACCGUUCACCUUAAAAUAAUCACCAACCAGUGAUGUAUUGAUUAUGGGAGUAAUGGAAAAUUCAUCUCAUUGUAAGUUAAUGGAGUGUUGAAAAACUUUCUGUGUAGAAAUAAUUUAUGAUUAGGAAUAUUUCAAAUUUGGUCUCGUGUUUAAUAGAUUUAAUUGGGAAUUAUAAGCAGAGUGCAGAUAAGAGAAAGAUAUCAAAUACAGUGAGCUAUAACAUAAAAUAAGCAUUUUUACUAGUGUAUGCUUUCUCAUGGUUAUGAUGAUUUUCAGCCGACUUGAAAUGAUUUUUGAAACUGCGAUGAAUUAUUUAUGUUUUUACUUUUAUGCUUUCUCAAGUUCUGUAUUUCAUAAGAUAAUAAUUAUUACUAUAAAAAGAUUAACUAAUUCAAUUAUAAAUACAUUAAACCUUCAAGUCAGUAAUUACUAGUAGGCAGAUGAAUCUUAUGAAUUAAUAAGAACAGAGAAAUGAUACCAUUUCUGCAUCGAAAGGAUUCUUUAUAAAUGUUAUAUUGCACUUUAAAACAAACAUGAUAUCUUUUAUUAAAUAUUUAAUUUUGGACUAAAAAUUCUCUGGAAUUAGCAGGUAAAAACUUUGUUGUGCCUCAAUAUGUUUGUAUUGUAUAGGCCUAUCUAUUUAUAUUCACGAAGGCUACAUUGAUUAGAGAAAAUAUUUUUAUGAUAACGUUUGAUCACUAUUUGUCAUUGACUAAGAUCUUAAACAAUUUCAAAUGAAGGUUUGUCAUUUUCCGUGAUGAUUCCGUCUUACACAGUGCAAAAUGGUUUCAAUUUUCCAAAGGGUAUUUUUGAUUGAAGAAACCUCGCUUGGUAUAGAUUUAGAUAGGGGUUUCUUGACUUGAAAUCCUUUGGGUAUUGAUUCGACUUAUCAAUAGUCAAAUUCGAAAUUGACUAUUUCGCAAAUGUUCACACAUUCAUACAUUCUGUUAAAUUAAAAAUCUGGAUUCAAGUUUCUUAAUAUUAUAUUUACUUGUUUAUGUUAUGAGCUCAACUUUUUACGUAUUUUUUAUUUGUUAGUUCUAUCUUAUUCAUUUCUUAUUCUAAGUUCAACAUUAUCAUUAUAGCUGUCUUCAGUAGAUACAAAAAUAUUAUGUAAUUCAUCAAAAUUUAUAACUUGAAUAAUAAUUAUUAGAUUUAUUGAAUUGACUGUGAUAAUAGAGUAGGACUAUUCAAUUUUACUCAGCUUGAAAAAUGUCAAGUAAAUUAGAAUGAUAUUUUGUAUGUAGUAACAUUUGACUACAUGGUAUUUCUAUUUAUAUAACUUCUCUCCAGAAAUUAUAAUAUAUAUAUCAUUUCUAUCCAUGUAAAUUUUUAAACUAAAAAUGAAAUAAACAGAUUUCUGAAACAAAAAUAGUUUUUUUCUUUAUAAUA